UCACACUGCUGUUGUGUUUACAAUUUACAAUUUAUUAAUUUUCAAUAAAUAACAAUUAACCACAAGUCAAUUGACAUGCCCAACAUGGCCGACGACCCAGAGAGCUCUAUGGACCGACCCACAGAUGACAGCGAAUCCAGUAAACCGGAGAAUAUGUUCACCCUAAAGAAAUGGAACGCGGUGGCUAUGUGGAGCUGGGACGUGGAGUGCGAUAUAUGUGCAAUUUGCCGUGUUCAAGUAAUGGAUUCGUGUCUGCGCUGCCAGGCGGACAACAAGCGAGAUGUUAUGGGACGCCAGGAUUGUGUGGUGGUUUGGGGCGAAUGCAACCACUCGUUCCACCAUUGCUGCAUGUCGCUGUGGGUCAAGCAGAACAACCGGUGUCCGCUCUGCCAGCAGGAGUGGUCCAUUCAGCGCAUGGGGAAGUAAAUCACAUUGAUAUUCCACUCGAUCCAUUAGCACUUAAUUAAGUUUAUGUAAAAGUCUGCUACUGUCUAAAAAAUAUAUACAAAUAAAGCGAAUAUGUAAAAAGUA
This is a messenger RNA of Drosophila subobscura, 531 nucleotides long. RefSeq names its product RING-box protein 2 (gene Roc2). Gene Ontology annotation, molecular function: cullin family protein binding; zinc ion binding; ubiquitin protein ligase activity. Gene Ontology annotation, biological process: anaphase-promoting complex-dependent catabolic process; protein ubiquitination. Lineage: Eukaryota; Metazoa; Arthropoda; Insecta; Diptera; Drosophilidae. Gene Ontology annotation, cellular component: Cul5-RING ubiquitin ligase complex; anaphase-promoting complex; nucleus. The coding region runs from base 76 to 426 and encodes 116 amino acids. The transcript has 2 exons. The record is from RefSeq and is a predicted model, not a curated record.